Durotheca rogersii is the source of this 1439-nucleotide messenger RNA. Its product is annotated as NAD(P)-binding protein. Bases 149 to 1135 code for a protein of 328 amino acids. Lineage: Eukaryota; Fungi; Ascomycota; Sordariomycetes; Xylariales; Xylariaceae. Gene Ontology annotation, cellular component: intracellular anatomical structure. The record is from RefSeq and is a predicted model, not a curated record. Gene Ontology annotation, molecular function: oxidoreductase activity, acting on NAD(P)H, oxygen as acceptor. The transcript is spliced from 4 exons.
CUAGUAGUGCUACACCACCACCGUUCCUGCUCUUCCGCAUCACAUCCAUACCCGGGUCAACACUCGGCUCCGCGCAUCCGGCUCACAUCCCGGCGUCGCCGACCCGGGGAAAAAAAAAGAGGUUAGAAAGCAAACGCGGCGCGCAGCGAUGGCAUCCGUCUUCCAGCCGGGCAACACGGCGGUGAUCACGGGCGGGGCGUCGGGGAUCGGGCGGGCGCUGGCGCGGCGGUGCGCGGCGCGCCACGGGAUGCGGGUGCUGGUGGUGGACUGGGCGGUGCCGGGGACGGCGGCCGAGGGCGCGCAGGAGCAGGAGCAGGAGCAGGAGCAGGGGCAGGAGGCGGCGAUAGCGGCGGCGGUGGUCGCGCCGGAGCCCAACGACGACGACGAGGAGCCGCCACUGCCGCCCGGCAGCGUCUCCGCCGUCCGGGCCGACGUGAGCAAGCCCGAGGACUGGGCCCGCGUGCGGGACAGGGUCGAGAGGGAGUUUGGUGGCCAGAUCAACCUCCUCGCGCUGAACGCAGGCGUGGGCGCGGCGUCGUCGUUCGGGGGCACGGGGCUGAGCGCGGCGUUCCGGCGCGUCUUCGACGCGAACGUGUUCGGGGUCGUCGAGGGGCUCGAAGCACUCCUACCGCUCGUGCGCGCGCGCGCGGCGGCGGCGGCGGCGGCGGGCGCGCCCGACGACGACGACUACCAGGCCGCGCUCGUCCUCACCGGCUCCAAGCAGGGCAUCACGAACCCGCCCGGCAGCCCCGCCUACAACGCCAGCAAGGCCGCCGUCAAGGCCGUCGCCGAGCAGCUCAGCUACGAGCUGCGCGGGCUCGCUGGGGUCGGCGUGCACCUGCUGGUGCCGGGCUGGACCUGGACGAAGCUCGCGGGCGCGGGCGCCCCCGGCGCCGCCCGCCCGCCCCCCGGCACCGGCCCCUGGGCCCCCGCCCAGGUCGCCGCGUUCCUCGAGGAGCGCGUGCGCGCCCGCCGGUUCUGGGUCCUCUGCCCGGACUACGACGUCAGCGAGGAGGUCGACCGCAAGCGGAUGCUGUGGACCGCCGACGACGCUGUCAAGGGCCGCCCGCCGCUGAGCCGCUGGCGCGACGAGUACAAGGACGAGUUCGCCGCGUGGAUGGCCAAGGACUUGUGAGCCUGCUGCUCGGCCCGCCCGCUCGGCUUCCGGCCGGGGUCGCGGUGGAAGGAGGUGGAGACGUAGGUUUAGGGGCGAGUCGCCCGCGGCCGCCCACGGCUCGCCGGAGGGGGGAGGGGAAGGGAAGGGAGGCGACGGCGUGGUCUCCCCCUCAGGGGAUAGGUACGGCUGCUGUGUCUAGCUACAAGGUCCUCCCGAAAAUACGCAGUAGUUUCUUGUCGUGACUGUCGCCGUCGCCGCGGCGUGUCUGCGCACGAACGCUGGUCCCUGUCGCAUGGUGAUGCCGACGGACAGGCCCUGGUGC